Messenger RNA from Guillardia theta CCMP2712, 930 nucleotides. RefSeq lists its product as hypothetical. The transcript has a single exon. NCBI's taxonomy places the organism in Eukaryota, Cryptophyceae, Pyrenomonadales, Geminigeraceae. The record is from RefSeq and is a predicted model, not a curated record. Bases 1 to 930 code for a protein of 309 amino acids. Gene Ontology annotation, cellular component: nucleus.
AUGGCUAACUUGAGAAGGAACGAUGAACGCAGAGGAGGUAACAGCCAGCAUCGUGGGAGAUACAACAAUUACCAACAGAGGGCGACAAGGGAGGAUAGAGCUGGGGAGAUCGAAACAGACGGUUUUCUACGGGUGAGUGCUGGGAUUGUUGGUACUUGCCAGGACGUGGAGAAAAGAUAUAUUAGAGUGCAAAGUCAGCCGCAUCCCUCCACUAUCCGGCCAGAGCGUGUGCUGAAGCUGUCGCUCGAGGCGGUGAAGAAGAGGGAGGCGGAUGGAGAGGAGUACGAGGUUUGCCACGAGUACUACAUGUCCAUCUGUCAAGAUCUGAGGAUACAACAGCUGGAAGGAGGCUUCACAGUUGAAGUGAGGGAGAACUUUGCUCGCUGCGCCAUGCGCGCGCGUAUUGGAGACAAGAAGCGUUUGGAUACGAAGACGCUGGGAGACUGCUUGAUUCAUCUGCAGGAACUUUAUGAGAAGAACGCCAACAGCGGGCACGAGGUUGAGUUUGGGAUCUACAGACUUGUGCUGUGGCUGGGGCUGUCGCUGGAGCAUGAAGACUCUCUUCUGGUCGUGCAUGCCUGCAUGGCGUCGCUUUCUCAGUUCGAGCAACACCCGGCAGUCAAGCACGCGCUCGAAAUUGUUUCCGCAGUCCUCACAGGCGAUGUCGUGUCCUACUUCAAGCUUGUCGCUGCGAUUCCAGACGAAGUCAAGGACCAACGGCACGUCCAUGAGACUCUUAUCACUCCCUCCAUGAGGAGCAGGUACUAUUCCGCCAUGCUCAAGGCGUACAAGUUCGGAUUCCCGCUGGUCGAGUUGAGGGGCCUGUUGGGCUGUUCGAGCAAGGAGGAGCUGACAGGCUUCCUGCGAUCGCAGCAGGCCGUGUUGGACGAGGAGCAGGGGGUGCUGGACAUUGACAAGAGCAAGAGGUAA